CGAUCUCAAGUAGUGUUAAACGUUUUGCAUAAGGAGGGGAAUAAAUGAAAAUGGUUUAAACCGCGAUUUCCUGGGUUUGUUAUUUUCACGUUUUUUUCCUCACUGGCAGUUAUAAUAUACGGGCGAUAUCGUCCAUGAAGUGGACCAGAUUCGGAAGAUUUCAAGUACGCAUGGAUUGAACGGCCGUUUAUCAAACGCCGAUACCUGCAUCGUAUAUAAAACAAUCUUCACGACAAAUUUGUCAGUCACCGUGCCAAUAACCCUGCGACCAUGCUCUGUUUUAGAUUAAGAACAAUUGCCGUGUUCCUUUGCGUUGCUGUCUUACUGGAAUUAUCAGAGGCGGACGUUUUAAUUAAUCAACGUGAUGAUUCGUUUUUCGACCGUUUUACUGGAUUAACAUCGCAUGUGAGGAAAGCACGGAGCAGACAAAAUGAGGAAACUAAGGACGAUGCUUACGAAAGCGGAAAAGAAGGUUAUGAUGGCAGCCAGUAUGUUCAAAGAUCCAAGGAAGGACUUCAGGUCAGCGAAACAAAGAGACACGAGACAGACUCAAAUAAUCAAAAUUCACGCUCUCGAAGAAACGAGGGUAAGGAUCAAGGCGAAGUAAACAACCAAACGGAUAAAAAUCAAGACAGCGAUACGAACAGAAAAGAUAACACGGAUAAACAAACAUACAACACUUUAUUAACUGUUCUGCCUAGCGGCGGUCAGGGAAAUAAAGGAAAAUGGAGUUGUACUUUGUAUCGUUGCAGGCCAACUAACGUGACGAAUAAAGAUCAAAGAGGAAACGGGAAUGCCAGGAUUUGUCCUUUGGUAUUAAACCUGAGGGAUCACGGAUCAUUUGCCAGGCCUUUUCCAGUUUUUGUGUUUAGAAACGACAAACCGGAAAAUCAGAAAACUAAUAGUGCACCCACAGACCAGGUAAACGAACAGACGGAUGACGGAAAAAGUAUGGAAGAUAAAAGACAUCAGGGUGUCCAAACAUUCACGGGGCCGAUGAUUUUCGCUCCUUGUCAAAACUGGUUCAACCAAGGAAGACAUUUUUACACCGGGAAUCCUUUCAGCUCCAACCGAGGCCAUAACCCGAGCGUCGCCAUUUCAACGUACAGGACAAACGAACAAAAUGAAGAGGAAGUAUUAACUUUAUACAAAGAUAAAGACCAAAAUGGCUCUAGCGUUCAAACAGAGAAUCCCGUUCCUCAUCAAAACUUGAUCGCACCAGGCGCUGUCUACACGUUGAAUCCUUCCAGCUUCGGCCCAGGCCAAAGCCCAAACGCCGCUUUUUCCACGUACAAGGCAAUCGAACAUACAAAAGAGGAAAUAUCUACUAUAGACAAAAAUAAACUGCAAAAUGCGGCUAGCGUCCAAACAGAGAAUCCCGUUCCUCAUCAAAACUUGAUCGCACCAGGCGCUGUCUACACGUUGAAUCCUUCCAGCUUCGGCCCAGGCCAAAGCCCAAACGCCAACCCAAACGCCGCUCUUUCCACGUACAAGGCAAUCGAACAUACAAAAGAGGAAAUAUCUACUGAAGACAAAAAUAAACUGCAAAAUGCGGCUAGAGUUCAAACAGCAAAUACCGUUCCUCAUCAAAACUUGAUCGCACCAGGCACUACCCUCACCGGCUAUCCUUUCAGCUUCCAGCAACCUUGCCAUUUCGAUUUCGGGUGCAACUGUGGAUCUUACUGCGAUCAGCCCUACUUUUACAAUUGUCCCGAUAACUUUUUCGGCGACCCCAUGGACUAUUUUGCAGACGAUUUUUUCUCUCCUUCGUUUAUGUAAAUUCUUAAUCUGAUUUGGGAUAUUGGCGUUACGUUGGACAAAAUAGACUUUUUUGGGCAAGGAAGAAAAGAUUGAUUUUUUUCUA
This is a messenger RNA of Cimex lectularius (bed bug), 1864 nucleotides long. RefSeq lists its product as uncharacterized. The coding region runs from base 271 to 1779 and encodes 502 amino acids. The record is from RefSeq and is a predicted model, not a curated record. The transcript has 5 exons. Lineage: Eukaryota; Metazoa; Arthropoda; Insecta; Hemiptera; Cimicidae.